AUAUUUUUGGUUCCAACGAUGUAUGAUUCCUACUCAAAAUCUGUCGUAAAAUAGGAUUUAACUGCGGAGAAUGGUUGCUUGCGUCGAGCGCUCGAAGAGACCGAGGAAAGGCUUCGAAUCACGGAAGAGAGUACAACGAAAUCGCAACUCCCUAUAACAUUGGGUAAAUCCAGUGAAAUGGCAGCGACAAAGAUCAUCGAAUUGAGUAAGAAAUGUAGGGAACAGACGGCUGAAAUCGAGGUACUCAAAACGAAAUGUAAGAAUCUCGAGGGCAAUCUAGCCAGCAAGACGGCCGAAUUGGAAAACUUAAAACAUGAGCUAACUCGUUCGAAGGAACUACCAGAGUCUCGUAACAGUGAGUUGCUCGUGUAUCCUCUUUCAAGAUCUUAGCAAUAUCUUGAUAUCGUUUAUCCAUGCAAUAACAUAAUCGAGAUCCAGGAUAGUAUCCUUGACAAAGGUACCGGAGAUGUCCAAUCUUUAUCGAAGGAGGACGAGGAUAAGAUCAAAAUUCUAACGGAGAAGAUGCAACAAGUACAAACGAAGCUUUACGAAUCGAAGAACGCUUAUGCGAGUCUCAAACAGGAGUUCAACAAAGCUCAAAAGUUACUGUGCAGCGAAGUUGGCGAGAACGUAACGGUGGCUGGAUUAUCCUCGCAACUGGGUGGCUGGCGUGGAAGAGCCGAACAAAUUCGACUGCUUCAACAAAAGGUUUCCGAAUUACAAUUAAAGUUAUCGGAAUAUGAUGGAACUGUGAAAGGAUCCUCCGCAACCUCCUUGGAACGAAAGAAUCUCGCGCAUCUUCGAAAUGCAGAAAAGGAGAGACGACAACAGAUUGAAAAUUCGGCGAAGGAGCUCAGGCAAGCAGAAAUUGCAUUGGAAACCUAUAAAAGGAAGCUCGAAGCCUCGAAAGCUAGAAUAAAAGUUCUAGAAAAUGAAUUGAAUACGACAAAGGCGAAUAUUGCUGUGUUAAACGAAAAAAGAUCUCAUGACGAUCAUUUGAUUGAGACUCUUAACAGUCGACUCAAAUCUGCUGAAAAUAAAUAUCAUGAACGCGAAAUGGACAUCAAGAAUAAGGAAGAGAAAUUGGAACGCGAAAGUAUCGUUUUGAAAAAUGAUCUACAAGCUGCUCAAAUACAAAUCGAUCGGUUAACAAGGAAACUCGAAGAACGUGAAAUCGAGAUAGAUAAACUGAGAAAUGGUAUAAUAACGGAAGAUUCGAAACAACGUGUUCUUCAUCUGGAAGAUCGAACUGUUAGCAAUUAUCGUACGAGUCCUCCGAAUACGAUUAGAAACUUCAACGAACCUAACGAAUAUGUCACUAUGGCUAUCGCGGCAGAAGCUGAACGAGAGAGAUUAUUAGAGUUGGUGACUGUGUUGAACAGACGAUUGGACAAGGAGAGAAUUGAUGCAAACAAUCUAACCGAAUCCUUGCGAAACGAACAAAACAAGGUGGUAAAAUUGGAAUCUAAAUUACGAAAAUUAGAAAACGAAAAAAUAGGGAUUUCGAAGGUGGACAGUGGUUACAGGGUAAGAAAUCUAAGAUCAAUCUCGGGAUCUCGAACGAAUGAAGAAUCUGCAAAUGCCGAACAAAUCCAUUUCAAGCUCGAAUUACUUGAAGAGGAAUGCCUCGCUUUGAAAGUAAGAUUAAAUACGGUACAACAGGACAAAGCUUCGGACUUAGAAACAUAUAAACGAAUGUUAGAUCAAGCCAGAAAAACCUUUCAGGAAGCAUGCAAAAAUAGACCACCAACAACAACUGCGAGUCGUUCGACAGUCACCGUUUAAUGCAAACUCAUUAUAUUCUUUAUUAAAAAUCUAUACUUCUCAAAGGAUAAUUAAAUAAAAUGAUAUAUUUUUUUUUAUUCUUCCGUUUCUCUUCAAUGCGUUUUUUUAAAAAUUCAUUUUGAAAUUCCAUCUAAUUCGAUUAGCGAUAUGUACUUGCGUAUAUGACUCUCUUCUAUCGAGCCGAUCAUAAUCGAUCACGCCUUUGCCCUAAUCUACCAGUAAGAAAAAGUUUGAAUUCUUUAUUAAUUAUCUUGAGAAUAUUUUUAAAAAGUACGAAACAACCUGAUAU
This is a messenger RNA of Vespa mandarinia (Asian giant hornet), 2074 nucleotides long. RefSeq lists its product as uncharacterized. Gene Ontology annotation, biological process: cytoplasmic microtubule organization; non-motile cilium assembly. Gene Ontology annotation, cellular component: centriolar satellite. Lineage: Eukaryota; Metazoa; Arthropoda; Insecta; Hymenoptera; Vespidae. The record is from RefSeq and is a predicted model, not a curated record.